AUGGAUGCUUGCAACACAGUCGGUGCUACUAAAAAGCAUCGAAGAUAAUUCCCGAUACGUCUUUCAUGACCAUCGCAACGAUCAUGAUCGCCUCGCUUUGAUCUUCUUGACUUUUCAACCGAGGAGCUCAAAGGAUUCCCUUUUUGAGACCCUUCAAGUCCAAGGUGUUUAGCAUCAGUCAUGCCCAUGGAAUGGAUAUAAAUAGAACCACAUUCAUCCCCGUCUCCGGUCUCGACGAGCACUCCAUUGCUACACACACCAUCCCGAUCAGCCACUUAUCUAUAUUCCGACACCCAGUACAGAGAAUGACACCCACAAUCUCGUCCACCAAGGCUGUCCCGUCCGCAUCCCCAUAUACCGAAGUACGCACGGUCCCCAACCGCUGCGAAUGCGUCGCGGAGUCCAAGUCCGGGAACUAUUGGGACGACGAACCCCUCCGGGAGGAAAUCCUCAAGGCCAAGGCAAACCAGCAGAAGGAGUGGUGGAUACCCCGGCCCGGGCAUUCCCUGGACCUCUGGGGGCGGCUGCUCAGCGACACGUUCGGCCUCGCCGGCGACGGAGAGAUCCUCCCCGACAACCUCGAUGACACCCUGCCCGCGCACGUGGUGGCGGCGGAGAUCUACAACGCGCGGUACCCCUUGACCGGCGUCGUCCGGUAUCUACGCCUCUCAGAGUGCGUCGGGAGGCCCCUCUGGCCGCUGACGGACUGUGCGCUCGUGGUGAUCGAUCUGAUCCCCGGGAACUCUUCGAAGCUGGUGCGUGAGGCCUUCCCGGAGCGCGCGAGGGCUCUGGAUCGUCUCAUUCGGAGCAGCACCACCCCCACCCACAAGGAGGAGGAGCCCCACAUAAAACAGGAAGGGGGGAAGGAGGAGGAGGAGGAGGAGGAGCCGGUGAAGGAACUCGUCCGAUACCCCUUCAUCCGAGUCUUCUGCACCUGGGGCGACAAGGAGCACCCGGACCCGUCGCUGGACGAGUGCCGCGAAAUCGUCACCCAGCUGGGGAUGACGGACGAGGCGCGCCGCACGUGUCGGGCGUUCUUCCUCGCCAGGGGCUCCAGGGUCGGCAUCUAUACGUGGGAUCGGAGUGGGCAGGGCCGCACGGUGCUGCCACUGCGCGUCCACCCGGACCAGGGCGAUGACCCCUUCCUCUGCCUGGCGGACGAUCAUGCGCGGGUGGGGAAGAUUGUGCAGCAGCUGUCGAGGGAGGUGCAUGCCGUCCUCAAGCUGGCGGCAUUCUGGUAAGUCCUCUUUUCCAGGCGCUUUUCCUAUUCGCAUCGCUGUCUUUCCGUUAGUGUACUUUGCCUUACAAUCCAAGUGACUAUAUUCAUGAUUUUUCGUUCUAUCUCUCCUGUCCCUUUUCCUGUUUCCUUAUUUCCUUUCUUUUG
Molecule: messenger RNA, 1384 nt
Organism: Aspergillus fijiensis CBS 313.89
Lineage: Eukaryota; Fungi; Ascomycota; Eurotiomycetes; Eurotiales; Aspergillaceae
Exons: 1
Coding region: 192-1241 (349 amino acids)
Source: RefSeq, a predicted model, not a curated record